AUGAUAUUGAUAUUAGCAUUUAUUGUUAAUCUAUUAUGGUUAAUACAGUAUAUAAAUGCUCAAACAGCUCAAAAUUGGGUUUAUUCAUCUUAAUAUGAUUAUAUAAUUCCAAUAACUGAGACUUAAGGUUUGUAUAAUAGUAUUAAGGUAGCUUAUAAAGCUAAUCUUAUAUUUCUAGCAGCUGGUACUUCAGGUGUUAAAGUUAUAGAUCCUAAAUAGAAUUACUAGGUUACAUCUGUGUUUAAAAGCGAUGAGUAUGUUGAAGGCUUUUCCAUGACUUAAGAUGCAAAUUACGUUUUUAUUCCCUACAAUAAAAAGCUAACAAUUUUUGAUUUCUCAAGUAGAACUUAAUUCAAGCAAAUAGCUUAAGAUUCAGCUUAAAUUUAAAAUGUAGACAUGAUUUUAAAUAAUGCAGAAUCAAUUGUGUUUAUAUUUUAGGCAAAUGGGCAAAUACGUGCAGUCAAUAUCUCUAACAAAUAAAAUCCUACCUUUGCAGGAAGCACUAGCUGGCACAAUUCUGAAAUCUAUAAUGGUUUUAUAUCUUAAGAUGAUAAAUGGCUGUUUGUUUGCUAGGGAUUCUAAGGAUUAGGUGUUUAUCAAAUCACCUAUAAUGUUGAUGGUACUGUUUCAUUCUUUCUAGCAGGAGCCUUUCUUGGAUCUUUAUCUGGCUCAUAUGCUGUAGAUCUUACAAGUGACUUGAAAUACAUCAUCAAUAUAGACAACAAAAGAGGAGUCAGUAUUGCUGAUUUUACUUAAAUAACUAAUGCUGGAGGAGUUUAUAAAUCAGCAACUUAUCUAGUAACCAUUUGGUGGCCUACAGCUAUUACUCUUCCAUCUCCUUACUCUCUCUGUAUAUCAAAAGAUAACAAUUUCUUGUUUUUAGGAGUACUUUCUUAAGGUAUUUAUAUAGUAGACAUAACAGACAAAGCUAAUCCUAACCUUUAUGAGGUAAUUUAAGUUUUUUAUCAAGGAAAAUCUAUUAAGCUUUCUUCUGACGAAAGCUUUUUAUAUUACGCAAAUGGUUAAAGCUUAUAAAUAUUUCCUAAAACUUCACCAAGUCUGAAUAAUCAAUAUUUAAAUAUGUUUAAUACGCAUUUAGCUACAACCUAUGAUUGGUCGACUACCUACUUCUAUUGGAGAUGCGUAAUAGAUGAUUCUACUAAAUUAUAUUAUGGUUCGUUUGAUGAUGAUGGACUAUGGAUCAUAGAUGCCUCAGUUCCAUAAAAUAUGCAAGUAAAAGUUUAGCAAUUUAAACCUCCAACUUCAGCAGCGAAUAUUGAUAUUGUUGUAUUCUUAAAGGGGUUUCAAUAUGUUAUCAUUCCAACUAUUGAUGGAACAAAUGUCUUUGCUGUUUAUGCAACAAAUGAUAUAAUAACUAAAUAAGCACUAGCAACUCCCGUUUAAUUGGUGCCUUAUUAAACUGACAACUACAUCGUUGACUCAGAUUAUGAUGAGACUAUAAACUUGCUAAUAGGUGCUUUAGGAAAUUCUAUCAUUUUUCUUGAUAUUACUACCGUUGGUUCUUACUUUGUGAAGACUGUUUGGCAAUUCACACCAGAUAUGAAAGGAAGCUGCACAGGAGUUAUGUUUACCAAUGCAUUUAAGUAUAUCAUUGGAGCAAGUAGAGGUUUUGGAUACUUCGUAUUGGACAUUACAAAUUUAUAGAAUAUACAAAUGGUAUAAUAUAUAAACUCUUUGGGAGCAGAAAAUCUAUUUUAAUCAACUAUUUCCAAUAAUUAUGGUUUCUUUGUUGAUGGCUUGUAAGGUAUCUUUAUUGUAAACUUUGCAAACCUACCUCAGAUUAGCUACUUUUCAUAGAUUUAAAUACUUGGAUGGAGUAAUGAUAUAACCUUUGUUAAUAAUGAAAAGCUAUUGCUUGUUUCGACUCUUGAACAGGGAAUGGUAACGAUGGUCGACAUUUCAGACAUACACAACCCAUUUAUAGUUUCAGAUUACUAUUAUGAAAACUAAAAUGGAAUGUCUACAUGUGCAUUUGAAGAUAACUCUUACAUAUUUAUAAAUAAUAAUAUUGGUGUAAUUUCUUUACCAACUAUAGGCCAAGUUGAAAUGCAUGUAGAAAUCGCAUAAAUCCUUGGAUAUUCAUCUAUAGCAUAAGAUUUUAUCUUCUAAAAAAUGAAGAUUUCUGAUAUCUUCACUGUUGGAAUGAAUAUCUAAGUUGAUAUAGUAUUUCUCUAUUAACCUUUAGAUUUAAUUAUUGAUAGCAUUUGGCUAUACUAGUCAGAAAUCAUGUAUCCUAUCCCUACAUGGAUGACAUAUGAUCCAGAAGCUGUUUCUAUAAAUAUCUAAGUAGUCAAAGAUGCAAUUGAUCCUAAAAACAUGACCCUACCGCUGCUCAAUACAAUCCUUUUGAAGACUUUAAAUCCUCUUUAUCAAAUAGACUUUAACUAUAAUAAUGCUGCUUGCUUAACUACGAGCACAUAAAAUUAAGCAAUUUACAAUUACCUUUUAGCAAAUGGGUAUAUAAGCGAUUAAAAUAUUGUAAAUCCUAACUUGAGCUUUACUGCUUAGUAAUAGUUGACAGUAUUUCCUAGUUUAACUAAUAGUUUCAACAAAUGCAUUAGCGAUAUGAUAAAGCAAACUCUAUUAAACUCUAUUUAAUUUGCUCCAAUUUAUUUAUUUUUUUAAACCUCACUAAUAUACAUCUAAAAUCCUCCAGACUAGCUUACUUAUAUCAAAACAGUUGCAACAGAAGUUUCAGUCAAUGUUAUUGUCCCUAAAUUUAGUGGUUAAUUUAUUUACGAGAAUUAAAUUGGAGUCAACAUAUCUAUAAACAGUGAUAAAAAUGAUAUUUUAAUUUCUGGUUUAAUAGAUAAUGUUAACUUUUAUCUUUCUAAUAUUUUAGUGCUUUAUGCUAUGAAUGGCAAUUAAUAUUCAAAGAUCUAAGCUAGCUUAGUAAUUUCUGAUGGAAUUAACUAUGAUUUGUCUUAUGAUGUCUUACUCUCACAGAUCUCGUUUAUGAAAGAAAAAAGCCCUGUCUAAAAAAAUACUCAAUUGCUUAUUUAGAGCUAAUUCAAUAGUGCUUAUGCAAGUGGUGAUUUAUAAAUUCUUACUGAUUUCACUUUUAUUUUUGACUAAAGUACAUUUAUUUCUCCUGAUGUAGGUUAAGUGACAUACACAGCAUAUAUUCAAUAGUAAGGUUAAUUUGUUCUUCUUGAUACUUCUCACUGGAUUUAAUAUUAUGCAGAAGGAUAUAAAUUCUAUGGAACUCCUCCAGAGUCAGCCUACGAAUAAUCUAUAACUAUACAGCUAUUGGGCACUGAUGGCUAUUCAACAUGUUCAGACACAUUCGUUAUAACAGUUAAUUAGUUACCUGCUUUGUUUGUAAUAUAAUGGAUAGCAUAAGUACUUGGACCUAUUAUAGGUGCAUUAGGAAUGUAUAAAUAUAGAAAUAUUUUUUACAAUGCAUUCUUUAAGCAUAAAAAUAGAUAUUCUAAAGUAAAUGUACAAGUUAAUGAAAAAUUUAUCUUAAAAAUUCCUUUGAUUUCUUAAGAUUUAAAACAAGCUAAAGACAUGAUUGAAAAUCUCAUCGAAAAUGUUCAAAAAGAAAAAAAUGGUAAGACUGAAAAAGUGGACUUACAAAAACUUGCUAAGAUGACAACAUUAAAAAUAGAUGAUAUUGAAAAUAAUGAGGCAAUAAAAAGAGAAGAAGAAGAUUAACAAAGAGAAGCUUUUAAAAUGUAAGAAUUAGAACAAAAUUUGUAAUUUUAUUAAAUACCUAACUCGCAACAGAAUGACUAAGAUUUAAUAAACAGCAAUAAUGUUUAAACAUAGAAAGUAACACCAAUUAAGCAUCAUAACUUCAAUACAGAUAAAAAUGAUAUCACAAACUAGUUCAAAGAUAAAUUAGCACUUACAAAGAACAAUCCCAGAAACUCAACUUUAGAAAAGGAAUAUUUAGAUUAAGAUGGUAAAAUCAAGAUGUAAUCCAUCACUAAUGAUAUGCUUAAAUAUAAUGUAAAAUUUGAAAUUGUAGGUAAAUAACUUGAAGCAAAAGCUUACAAGCAAGAACUUACAAAUCCUGACUCAAGUUUAUACAAAUGUAUUAAGUAUUUAUUCUCUCGUUACUUUAUUUAGUUGGACAAAAAAACUCAUUUAGUUUCAGAAUAUAUCAGAUAUUUUGGAAAGAAAAACUGCUUCUUGCACACAUAAAAUGACUGGUAUAAACAGUUCACUAAGAUUAUAUCAGAAGAUAAAUUAGAUAUUUAUGGAUAAACUAUUGCUUGUCCAAAAAUAUAGCUCAUAUAUAAUAACAUAAUUUCAGCUUUAAUAAGUCUUGAUCUCUUUACUUCUAAAUUAGAAAAUUUCAAUACACUAUCUUAGAAAGGAGUUAAUCCUUAUCUUGUGAAAUAAGUGCUCAAAGCUGAUGCUUUAGGUAUUGAUUUUAAUCCACCUUCUUCUCUCUUUCCAUCUUAAGGAGAGUGUAUUCAUAUAAAACCUAGCGAUUUAAGAUCAGUAGAAUCAUUUAAAUAUGCUCCUGGAGGAUAUUGUUUUUCUCUUAAGAAAUAUAUGAAUAUGGAAUAUGACCCAUAUGGUCCAAAAGAAAAUAUGCAAUUCCCUAAUUGGUUAGAGUUAAUAAUGCAGAGUGGUGUUAUUAUAUUAACUGGAACUCCAUAAUAAUAAGAUAUUGAAGAAAUCUUAAUAAGAUUUUAUGGUUUACAAGGAUAUAUUUAUCGUUCUUUUACAUUAAGAGUAUAAGAUAUAGAAGGAACCUACUAAAAGAGCAGAGUUGAAUCUUUAUAAAAAUAAAAAAAGUAAGCUGAUUCUAUUUAAGGCGAGGAGUAAUCUAAAUUGUUAAACAUUGAUAAUUAAUAGUUUGAUUAAAACUAAUUUAACGAAGACUUUAACAUGAAGCCAAUUUAAACAAAAAAUUUUGACUCUGAAGAUAAAAUCAAUUAGAAAAAUAUCAGGUUAUCUAACUUUGCAAGAAGUCCUUUAAUAGAAAAUUAAGCAACUCAAAUUUUUGGAACACCUUAGAUGAUGGACAGUAAUUAAAAAAUAAUUGAUUUAUAAAAUAAUAUAGAAUCAAUCAAUUUAAAUAAUUGA
Tetrahymena thermophila SB210 is the source of this 5064-nucleotide messenger RNA. RefSeq names its product calpain family cysteine protease. Gene Ontology annotation, molecular function: calcium ion binding; protein binding. The transcript has a single exon. Gene Ontology annotation, cellular component: membrane. Lineage: Eukaryota; Ciliophora; Oligohymenophorea; Hymenostomatida; Tetrahymenidae. The record is from RefSeq and is a predicted model, not a curated record.